Molecule: messenger RNA, 510 nt
Organism: Ostertagia ostertagi
Lineage: Eukaryota; Metazoa; Nematoda; Chromadorea; Rhabditida; Trichostrongylidae
Source: the annotation of a GenBank genome assembly
AUGAAGUGCGGUGCUUGUACUUGUUUUAAACAGCUAUUCCAGCCGGCAGCUACGGUCAGCGCUGUCCGAGCCACAGAGAAACUGUUUGGAAUCACACGUCGGCCCGUUGCCCAGUUGACGCAGGAAGACAUCGAUUGCCUCUACCGCGAGCUGAGAGUCACUAAAGAGAGUCACAACGUUCGUGUGGUGUUUGUGAAAGGGACGGACGACAUGUCUCGCUUCGCCGUGGAGAAGAUAUUUGCUGAAUAUCAUCCAUGUCGUGUGGAGGUAGUCGACGAAACCUCUUGUUUAGUGAGUUUCGCAAGUCGAGCGGACUGUGUUCGAAUGAUGAUUGGAAUGACAAAACCGCUGCGACGUUUUCGUGCCACAAGGGCGGCCGAGGACGGGGAAUUAACGGAUUCGGACGGCGAAGAGGAAGAGGGGCAGAUUAAACUCGAGAAAGGCGAUGAUGUGGCGUGGUUGGUGAAGCUGGUGAAGCUGGGAGAACAGCUUCGAAAGGCUGUAGCCUGA